Acipenser ruthenus (sterlet) is the source of this 1490-nucleotide messenger RNA. Its product is annotated as actin, cytoplasmic type 5. The coding region runs from base 159 to 1289 and encodes 376 amino acids. The transcript is spliced from 6 exons. Lineage: Eukaryota; Metazoa; Chordata; Actinopteri; Acipenseriformes; Acipenseridae. The record is from RefSeq and is a predicted model, not a curated record.
AUGUUCUGCGCGCGCGGAGGAGGGUCUGGACAGUAGCUGUUGGAUUGAAAAAGGAUACCGAAGGUUGUUUGACUUCAGUCAGCCGACGGCAGUAGACCUAACAGCAUCAUAACUUUAUUCCACUUGGUUUAGCAUUCGGAAACGCCUUACACAGAAAAAUGGCAGAUGAAGAGAUUGCCGCCCUCGUCGUUGACAAUGGCUCCGGUAUGUGCAAAGCCGGUUUUGCUGGGGAUGAUGCUCCUCGUGCAGUGUUCCCCUCAAUCGUGGGACGCCCCAGACAUCAGGGUGUGAUGGUGGGUAUGGGCCAGAAGGACAGCUAUGUGGGUGAUGAGGCCCAGAGCAAGAGGGGUAUCCUGACCCUGAAGUACCCCAUCGAGCACGGGAUUGUUACUAACUGGGAUGACAUGGAGAAGAUCUGGCAUCACACCUUCUACAACGAGCUUCGUGUGGCCCCUGAAGAACACCCAGUUCUGCUCACAGAGGCCCCACUGAACCCCAAAGCCAACAGAGAGAAGAUGACCCAGAUCAUGUUUGAAACCUUCAACACCCCAGCUAUGUACGUUGCCAUCCAGGCCGUGCUAUCCCUGUACGCCUCCGGUAGAACCACUGGUAUCGUCAUGGAUUCCGGUGAUGGUGUCACCCACACAGUCCCCAUCUACGAGGGGUAUGCCCUGCCCCAUGCCAUCCUCCGUCUGGAUCUGGCUGGCCGUGACCUCACUGACUACCUCAUGAAGAUCCUGACCGAGCGCGGCUACAGCUUCACCACCACGGCUGAGAGGGAAAUCGUGCGUGACAUCAAGGAGAAGCUCUGCUACGUGGCGCUUGACUUCGAGCAGGAGAUGGCCACCGCUGCCUCCUCUUCCUCCCUGGAGAAGAGCUAUGAGCUGCCCGACGGUCAGGUCAUCACCAUCGGCAACGAGAGGUUCCGCUGUCCCGAGGCACUCUUCCAGCCUUCUUUCCUGGGUAUGGAAUCUUGUGGUAUCCACGAAACGACCUUCAACUCCAUCAUGAAGUGUGAUGUGGACAUCCGUAAGGACCUGUAUGCCAACACAGUACUGUCUGGAGGUACCACCAUGUACCCUGGCAUUGCUGACCGAAUGCAGAAAGAAAUCACAGCCCUGGCCCCCAGCACCAUGAAAAUCAAGAUCAUUGCCCCACCUGAGCGUAAAUACUCUGUGUGGAUUGGUGGCUCUAUCCUGGCUUCUCUGUCCACCUUCCAGCAGAUGUGGAUCAGCAAGCAGGAAUAUGAUGAGUCCGGCCCCUCCAUCGUCCACCGUAAAUGCUUCUAAGUGGACUGCAGUCAGAUGCUAGCAUUUGCUGCAUGACUUUCAGAAAUGCUCAAACAGAAAGAAUUUGCCUAGGCAAAUUCACACUUAUGCUGGCCUCAUGAAACUGGAAGAAAAACAGCCUGUACGAACCAUCCUUUUCAGAAAGCUAGCAUGAGAAGUGUUAAAGGUGAAUUUCAAAAUAAAAGCACUGUCGAAUUGUCA